AACCGAGCAAUCAAAGUUCCGGGGGACACACAAUCCAACCAACUGGGAGAACUCACUGCAAUACUGGUGGCACUACAACUCGCCGACCCUCGAACCCCACUAAAGAUAGUAACGGACUCCAGGUACGCCACCGAAGGCCUAACGUCCCACCUCAGCCACUGGGAGGAUCGAGGAUGGAUAGGUAUAUCGCACGGCGCCACGCUAAGGGCCAUUGCCUACCACCUACGGAAGCGAGCUGCUCCAACGGCCCUCCUCUGGGUGAAAGGACAUGCCGACAACGAGGGCAAUGAACAAGCCGACCACCUCGCGAGUCUUGGCGCUGCCAAGGCCCUAGACGACGAGGUGGACCUCUCCAUUCCAGACAACUUUGACCUACAGGGAGCAAAAUUACGCUCAGUGACACAAGCCAUAGCCUACUCCAAAAUAUCUGGGCAGACACACCUUGAAUACAACCGGAAAACGAUAGAACUGCUGGACGUAACUAGACAUGCCGUGCACCAAAUAUCAACCAACAUGGAAACCGAUGAGACAAUAUGGCUCAGCUGCAGGAAAAAGGACAUUGCGAAGAAAGUUCAGAUAUUCAUCUUCAAAACGCUACACAACGCUUACAGAAUAGGUGAAUUUUGGCUGAACAUUCCUCAGAAUGAACACCGCGCAAUGUGCUCGGUGUGCCGCAACGAAACUGAAUCAAUGGACCAUAUCCUGACAGAAUGCACCCACCCAACUCGGAGGACCAUCUGGAUGUUAGCACGCGAUCUUUGGCCGUCACAACACGGUCGAUGGCCAGAGCCGACCAUUGGCUCCAUCCUUGGGUGUGGCGCCCUGAACCUCCCACACACUACUGAUAACGCAGAUCCAGAGGACAAAGCAAGGGCAGCGCGGAAAAGAGGCGCCUCGCGCUUGCUGAGGCUACUCCUGUCGGAAUCUGCACACCUUAUAUGGACCCUGAGAUGUGAACACGUCAUCGGCGGCACUGCGCACCCGGAGGAAACCAUCGCCAAACGAUGGCAGAAUAACAUAGACCGGCGGUUACAAAUAGACCGAGCAAUAGCGUGCAAGAAGAAAUCCAUCGCACAAGUCCGGAACACGUGGGCUGACGUAAUUGAAACAACCCCCCCAAUGAGUAACGACUGGGUAACCACCCAUGAGGUUUUAGUGGUAUUAGACUACCCAGGCCCCCGCAGAACGGAGGAACCG
Molecule: messenger RNA, 1197 nt
Organism: Suillus plorans
Lineage: Eukaryota; Fungi; Basidiomycota; Agaricomycetes; Boletales; Suillaceae
Product: RnaseH-domain-containing protein
Exons: 1
Biological process (GO): DNA replication, removal of RNA primer
Molecular function (GO): nucleic acid binding; RNA-DNA hybrid ribonuclease activity
Source: RefSeq, a predicted model, not a curated record